This is a messenger RNA of Lindgomyces ingoldianus, 4154 nucleotides long. RefSeq lists its product as uncharacterized. Gene Ontology annotation, biological process: ubiquitin-dependent protein catabolic process; protein polyubiquitination. NCBI's taxonomy places the organism in Eukaryota, Fungi, Ascomycota, Dothideomycetes, Pleosporales, Lindgomycetaceae. The record is from RefSeq and is a predicted model, not a curated record. The transcript has 2 exons. Bases 272 to 3919 code for a protein of 1215 amino acids. Gene Ontology annotation, molecular function: protein binding; ubiquitin protein ligase activity.
CCAUGACAUUCACUGGACAAACGUAGAAGCUCAUCGAAAUCAAAGCAGCCUUAGUGUUCACCCUCACACCCGUCUCGCCACUUCCUAUCCCUGCAUUUCUUCCGGAAAGAACUUCCCGCCUAGCCUCACAUCUCACAUAUCGACUAAGUGACGGCCUUCUCACUACCGCCAUCGGCUCUGACUAUUUAGCCCUAACUCUUCAUGACUGGCACCUGUGAGGCGAGUGAAUGAGGUCUAGAAUCUCAAACUUUGUAGUUUUUUGCCCACGGCCAUGUUCCAAACCUUUAGUGGAAACACGCGGCGACCGCGCCAGGUAAACCUCUCCGGCCGCAAGACGCAUGCAUUCGGAAAUGUAGGCAGCGGAGCCGGGUCCCAGGCUGCCCUGGACCGCGCCCAACAGGAGCGAAUACAGAGACAGCGCGAGCGAGACCAACAGAAGGCAGUUGGGACACUACAGAGGGUGUGGAGGGGACACUGCAUCCGGCAGCAACUCGCAUCGCAGCUGCGGGACGAGUGGGAUGCUGUUGAAGGACCAUCUACCCAUCGAGCGUUCUCGCAGGAAGCCGUUCCAUACAGCUCUGAGCAAGAGGCUUUAGCACAACUGCAACGACUCUUGAAGUUCACUCACAUUCGCAAUGUGGAGGACUUGCAAAGGAUACGGCACUAUGGAUUCCGCCAGAUCGAGACAGUCCGAACCGUGGGGAUCGCAUCAACGGGCCCGUGGCCGUUGGCAUACCUUCGAUUACAGAGGAUAGUGUUGACAGUUAUGGAGCGGCGGGGCAGGCUGGGGUUUUCGGAAUGGAACCAGUACGAAAAGUUCGCAACCAUCCUGCGCUUCCUCGCCGACCAGAUUCCCGCAGAGACCUCCCAAAAUGCCAAACAAUACUACCGCACAUUGGCUCAAGUGGUGGCCAGGCUAUCUCCCGAGUGGGAACUGGCAAAUGGAAAUACCGACUUGGCCGACGUGCCAAAGGCCAUUUCGGAAGCCGUCAUCUCACCACUCACAAAAGUAACCGGAUACACUUUGAAUGCAUAUGAGGCAUUCGGCUACAUUUUCAUGACACUUCCUAUCCUGAGCGCAGAAUCAAGCUCAGCUCUCACGCAAAUGUUCCGGGACUCGCUUGCAGACUCGAUCAACUACAAGCUGCUGGCGAAUGCGUUGGCUACUUUAUUCAAGAGCUCGGGCAUCAUCUCGCACUUGGAAAUAGUGGAAACGAUGAGUCGACUGCGACUUCUGGCUUGCUUCAUUUUCUUCCACCGUUACGCUCACAAUUUCCAUACUCCAGCGGCCUACUCUGCACAUAAAGAUUUUGUAACAGUAGUGUCGCUUUUGCUAAACUCACUUCCAACCAACAUCAUCGAAGGCCAGAGUACGGACACUGAUCGGCCGGAGGAACUGGAUACCCCCCGAACAGCUGAUGCCGUGAACGAAUUCUUGAAGGACCAGAUCUUGUCCCUCGUCAAUCAAGAAGGAAUUGGCAAUCUCUUAUCUGGCUCUUCUCGGUCAUCCGAGCUCUCGGAAGAAGAGAAAAUAGAGGAAGCCAGACAACUUGCCAAUUACGCGUUGGCUCUUCUUCGAUUUUUCCCCCGUAGAGGUGAUGAAAUUCGGAUGUGGCUCUACAUUGGCCCAUCAGCUACACGUUCCGAUGGGUCAUCACAGAAUCUGCCUGCCAUCAAAUACUUUUGGGAAGCUUCAAAACAAUCUUCAGUCUUCAGCACAAUUUUACGCGAUUCUCGAGCAGCCAUUGAGCUCCUUCGGCCGAAGACGGUGUCUCUCGAUAUUUCCUCCGCACAGAACGCCCCGCCUACAAGCUUAGUGCAUCAUGCCUUUUGGCAAGCUCCUAAACAGGAUGCCGACCGAAAUGCUGCUAUUGCUGAUGAGUGGAGAGUAAUCCUUGUCUUCCUUGAGCUCUAUACAUUCGUCUUGAAAGUAAUGGAUGACGAAGAGUUCUUUUCUAGCGGUAGAGAUCCGCUUUCGAACCAAGCCCGAGAUAACGCGCUACCACUAUCCGACGUCAAAGAUUUAACAACUUUUCUUAAAAAUCUCGGAUUCACGUUGUACUUCAAUGCUUCCGACAUCAACGUCUCCGAAGAACGGGAUGCCAGCAGCACGAGUCUUAGUUUCUUCAAUCCUAAGAUGCCUGAACCUCAGCCGCAAAAACAAACCACUGAGCCUUCUGUUGGAGGAGUCGCCGGCUUGAGCCUUGACUACGUCAAGGGUCUCGUUACAGGCCUGCUUCGCAUGGUUUAUGAGCGAGACUCGAGACGAAAGUUCUUGCCAUCGGACCAUUGGCUGAUGACCUCUAGGUUCGACAUGACUGGCUUUAUCCCUGCCGUUGUUCAGGAAGAGGAGAGUAGGCACAAGAUAGAAGAGGAGGACGCGGAGGACGUUGAUGAAGAAGAAGAAGAGUUCGACGAUACGCCCCAGCUGAUAGGUACUAGCCGAACCCAGCAUCAGAGACGUCUUGAGAGACUUCAACGACAGCAACGCAAGGCUUCAAGAAGGAGGUAUCUGCAAGCAGUAGCACCGCGCUUAGAGAUUCUCCAGAACAUGCCGUUCUUCAUUCCAUUCACGACCCGUGUACAGAUUUUCCGCGAAUUUGUGAACCUAGACAUGACUAAACGAAGAGGCAGCGCAGAUCCCGAGGCAUGGAGAUGGAACGUUAUGCACCGUCCUGAUGCUCCCCAAACGUUCGAGAAACAUUCGGCAAAGAUUCGACGAGAACACGAAUUCGAAGACGCUUUUCAGCAGUUCUAUCCGUUGGGACAGGGAUUGAAGGAGCCAAUCCAAAUCACUUUUGUGGACCAAUUUGAUACAGUAGAAGCUGGUAUUGAUGGAGGGGGUGUUACGAAGGAAUUUCUUACGAGCGUUACAAAUAGAGCCUUCAUGCCCACCAACUACAUCGACAUGUUCGUUGAGAACGAUCAGCACCUUCUCUACCCCAACCCAGCCGCCAUGGAGGAGCACAAAGAGGCCUUGAAGCAGGCAGGAUUGAGGGAGAAUUCAGCGGAAUUUCGGCUCCAAGUUAGAGAGCUCCUACAGCGCUAUGAGUUCCUCGGUCGUAUUAUUGGCAAGUGCCUUUACGAAGGUAUUCUGGCUGAUAUCAACUUUGCUCCCUUCUUCCUUCGAAAGUGGGCACUUACAGGUGGCACUGGUUCGGCACCUAAGGAAACUGGAUAUCGUCCCACCCUAAACGAUCUUCGCGACCUGGAUGAAGCUUUGUAUCAAGGCCUGCAUCAAUUGAAGACCUAUACUGGUGAUGUCGAAGACUUUUCCCUCAAUUUCACCGUCACAGAUACCAUCACCACAGACUUCACCACCAAUCCACCAACAACAAGAGCAGUUACCAAGGAAUUACAACCUGGUGGCUCUAACAUCCCCGUGACCAACGCGAAUCGCUUAGUCUACAUAAGUUUCAUGGCACGCCACCGCCUCCAAAACCAACCUCUUUUCCAGACGACUGCGUUUCUAAAAGGCCUAAGUUCCAUGAUCCAGCCCAGUUGGUUGAGCAUGUUCAACCAAUCCGAGCUCCAAACCCUGAUUGGUGGUACCUCAAGUUCUAUUGAUGUCGAAGAUCUCCGCCGCAACACCAUCUAUGGCGGGACUUAUGUCAUUGGUGACGACGGGCUCGAGCAUCCUACCAUCCAACUUUUCUGGAAGAUUAUGAAGAAACUGUCAGAUGGGGAAAGGAGAGCGGUGCUCAAAUUCGUAACGAGUACUCCAAGAGCGCCUUUGCUAGGGUUUGGGACCCUAAAUCCAAGGUUCAGUAUCAGAGAUGCAGGGAGUGACCAGGAGAGACUGCCAAGUACGAGUACCUGCGUUAACCUGUUGAAGUUGCCCAUGUACAAGGAUGAACGAGUCUUCAAGGAGAAGUUGCUGUACUCAGUCUUCUCGGGGGCUGGAUUUGAUCUGAGUUGAGCAGCUGAUGAAGGAACGGAGGGAGAGGGUUAGGGGAUGUCUUGUGAUGGCAUUGGAUACGGAUGAUUAUCACACAGAGUAUGAGUUCUUGUGCGAGAUGGAUACGUGUAGAAUAGAUUUGAUCAUGGCAUUAUGGUUAGUCUGCGAUUAUGAUAGGUAGGGGUCUAUAUUGGCAUUGGCCAGAUGACGCUUGAGACAUGUCCACAGCGGUUUCUAGGUUUUGGUCACCUCGUGC